Molecule: messenger RNA, 1819 nt
Organism: Carassius auratus (goldfish)
Lineage: Eukaryota; Metazoa; Chordata; Actinopteri; Cypriniformes; Cyprinidae
Product: immunoglobulin domain-containing protein
Exons: 6
Coding region: 449-1345 (298 amino acids)
Source: RefSeq, a predicted model, not a curated record
AUUUCUGAAGGAUUAUGUGACACUGAAGACUAGAGUAAUGCCUACUGAAAAUAUUCGCAAUAUCCAUUACUUUAGAAUAAUAUUUCACUAUGUUUACUGUAUUUUUAAAGUGACUUUCAAAAAGAUUUUUAACGAUCACAGAUUUUGAAUGCUAGUGUAUAAAUCUACCCUCAUAUUUUAGGUGGGUUCCUCCCCAAGGGGUCAGCACAUUUGUGGGUCUGUGCCAUAAAGUUUACAAGCCCUGAUUCAGCAGAUGCUUACUUAUUUAACACUACAGGGACAGGUGUACUAUUCACUGUGUGUGUUAUGGAGAAACAGUGAGAGCGAGGGUGGGAGAUAAAGGGAGAGAGAACGAGAACUGCCCCCCUUUAAUGCCCAAUAACCCAGAUAUGCCUGUCCAGUAUGAGCCAGUGAGUUUUGAAGGGGAAACACACAGAUCCUCUCAGUGAUGGGCUGUACAGGAUGGAGGCUCCUCUGGCUGGCCUGCGCGGCGUCCACUCUUCUUCAAUAUGGUGCAGUCCGUGUGACCGUGAGGGAGUCUGGUGUGGAGGUUGUGCAGGGAGAUUCGGUCACGCUGUCCUGUUCAUUCUUCACCAUGAUGCCCUUGUACAGACUCAGCAUCAUCUGGACUCUGACCCCGCUCUCAGACCCCGACUCCCCCAUACAGGUGAUCGUGUAUGAUAACGGACAGGUGAUUGAAAGCCCUUCAUUCACGGGCAGGGUUGGGUUUAUAGGAACGCCCUGGAGCGCGGGCAUCAUUCUGAACUACACGCGUGUCUCUGACGCUGGAGUCUAUCGCUGUGUGGUCAGCAACCCACCUGAGACUGGAGACCCGGGCAUAGGAGAGCUCAGCCUCACUGUUUUGGCACCUCCGUCUCUUCCUGUGUGUCUAUGGGAAGGGGACACCGAAGUUGGAGGCAAUGUGCGCCUGUCCUGUGUUGUGGCAGAGGGCUUUCCUACUCCACAGGUGAUCUGGGAGAAGCUAGAACCCGAUAAGAUGACACUGCCAGUGAACAUGGAUGGUGACACGACGGGCUCGGUGCACAUUGUCAAUGUAUCUGCGCAGACCUCUGGCCUCUACCGCUGCUCUGUGACCAACCCACUGGGAACCCAGCACUGCUACAUUAACCUGUCUGUCUACACACCUCCGGAUAAUUCUCCCGGCAUCCUGCAGGGAGUGCUGUUGAGUCUCUCCAUGGCCCUGCUCCUGCUGGCUCUGAUGGUGCUGGUGCUGUGGCUCCACCGUUCGGCACAGGAGAGCAAAUGGAGGAACAGCCACGAGGAAGAUGAGUGCUAUAAUGAGAUCAAAUACACACCCUCUCUCAUUAAACGCUCUUUUGUUUGAGACAAGGACGGGAAGUGAUCAUCUGGAUCAUCUCUGCACUAAUCUAUGGUGAAAGCCAGUUUGUUUCAGGCUACAUAAAGCACACGUUUAUACAUUUUCUGAUAAAGAAUCCUUUGUGGUCCAGUGCUUUUUAAGUGCGUUUUAAGGUUUUUGCUUAAAUGCAUUAAAGUUACCCAAAGACUACAGCCACUAUUGUAAACACACGAUAAUUGAUAGCCUGCCACAAAUGCUAUAAAAUCCAUUUGAAUUGUAUUUAACCCAGAAUAUAAAGAUAGGGGCUUCUAAAGCACAAGCUGCGUUGAGUUUGGUCUUUUGGUAGAUAUGUUUAUGCUUUGUAGAGGGUCAUAUUGGACAUUGAUUUCAUUCCUUAUUUCAUACAUGGCAUAAAGUUGAUUGUAACUGCAUUUGCUUUGGAAUUAAAUUCCAAUUUAACUACAAUAAAAAUGUGGAUCACCACAGGCAUUUUUUGUUUGA